GUUCAGUCUGCUGCUUGUACUGCUGUUCCUUGGGCAUGGAGACCUACGGGAUACUCUUGAAUGGGUCAUAUCAAUAAAAGCUCGCCUCGUCUUGAGGCUUUCAGCGUUGACCUUUCCUCUAAAAACCACGUCCAACCCUAGAUGCUUAGUAGCUCUAUCUAAUUUGUGUUCAUCGCGUGUCUUUGGCCUACAUCCUUUAGAUUAGCGUCCUUUGAAGAAGACAUGAGCACCGGACCUCAGGAGCUCACUCCUGACGUCCUCCGGGCGCUGCAACAACAUUUACUUGCACAAGGUGCAGUACUACCUGAUGGAGUAAACCUUCAGCAGGCGUUGGCGUUCGCGCAGCAAGCAGCGUCCGGGGCAGCAACGCUGGGAGAGGCGGGCAGCGAUGCCGGAGACUCAGACUCGGAUAACGAGGAGGGCGCGGCUCGCCGUUCGUCAGACCGCGCGUCGAAGGGAAAGCAGGGGUCUGGAAAGGCCAGUAAGCCUGCGGACAAAGCGACGGGCGGGCGGACCGGUACAUCUCGGAUGAAGGGCAAGGAUGCUGAUGAGGACGAUGCCGACGAACGUACCAAAGGUGGAAAGGCUGGCAAGGGUGGUGCUGGAGCAGCCAAAGAUGCGCAACCGCCUCGCAAGAAGGCCAAGGUGGAACCUACGCCCGGCUCUGAGUCGCAGUUUGACCCGCUCCGAAACCUCGACGUGCUAGCAGCUGCCGCCCUGGCCCAAGCGCACGACAGGUGGGUCAGCUCCCAGCAGGCGAACAAGCCAGCCGCGCUAGGCGGCACCCCAGGGCCAUCCGCCGCCGCCGGCGCCUCCCCCAAGACCCGCUCAACGCCCUCCGCCGGCCCCACAACCACCACCGCCACCACCGUAGCGCAUGCCGUCCCAACCGCACACGCCGCGGGCCCUAUACGUGGCUUGCCGCCCCUAGUGACCACUGCCGCUGCCGGCGCAACCCCUGUCGGCGGCGCCGUCAGCUCGGGUAACAGCGCCGGCGCAGCUCCGCAGACCCGUACGACACGCGGCGGCAGCACCGGCAGUGGAGGUACGGCAGCCGGUGCUGCUGGCGUCGCCGGUGCCGGCGUUGCAACGGUCGCCGGCCAGGACUCCUCCCCACGUUCCGCUGCGCAGCCGCCGUCCGCAGCCGCCGCAGUGGCUCAGGUGGCGGUCGCCAUCCCCACGCGGCCCCGCACUCGGCGGCCGCUGCCUGCCCACAUUGCAACGCAGCGGCAGGUAUCCCUGCCGGGAGCUCGCACCUCCGGCGCAGGUGCUGCUGGUUCAGAAGGACCCAUGCCCUUGCAGAUGGAAGGAGCAGCUGCCUCCUUACAUGGCAACGGGGAAGGCGGCGGAGAGGCUUUCUUGGCGCAGGAGGCCGAGACGGUGAUGGAUUCUCGCGCCGGGGAUGAUGCGCCGGUGGCCAGUGGAGAGGGAGCAGCGGACAGCGGCGGCGGCGAGCUACUGGCGGAUGAUGAGCAGCUGCCGCCGCCGCCGCAAACACUGACGUUGCCGCUGACCAUGCCACCCCCGCAGCCGCAGCAGCAGCCGCAGCUCGACGCGCACUUCCUCUCGCACCACCUGACACAAGGGCUGCUGGCGGCAGGCAUGCCACCGGCGGCCAUGCCGACUGCAGGCGCCUUGAUCGCUCCUGCUCAACAACAACAGCAGCAGCAGCACCCACAGUUGCAGCCUGCACAACUGACCCAUGGGUCUCUAACGACCCAGAUCGCCGACGCGGCAGGGACCGCGGCUGCUGGUAGCACUGGCGGGGCGGCAGAGAACACUCCGAUGGCUGUGUUGCCGCCCCCUGCAGCAGCUCCUGCUGCCGGGCCUGCUGCUGCACCGGCAGCGGGAGCUUCGUCGGACCCCGGAGCGGAUCUUGCAGCGGCGUUGAUGUCUGGACUGGUUGCAGCGGGGCUGGAUGGCCACCAACCGCAACAGCAGCAACCGCAACAACAGCAGCAGGGGUCUGCCGGGGCCAUCGCGGCUGCUGCUGCCACGCAACCGCCUCUGCAGCAGCAAUUGACGCUGCUUACAGCUGCUGCUGCUGGCACGCAGGACGCAGCAGCUCCCCUGGUUGCAACCGCCGCUGCCGCCGGCAACGGCAGCGUCAGCAAUGCAGCAGACGCUGCGGGCGGCAACCUCACCAUCGCGGUUCUUCCUCCAACAGCCGCCCAAGCCGGCGGAGAGGCCCCAGCGGCUGCUCCCCAACCGCAGCCGACAGUGCCCCCGGCGAUGCCGCUGCUCCCGCCUCUCACCAGCGGCGCGGGCGGCUCCUCUUUGGCGCCUGGUGCCGCCCCUCCUCCGCUGGCACUCCUGGAGCAGCAGCUGGGCCCCGAGCCCCUCAUGGUCGCCUCGCUCAUCCAGGCGGCACUGGCGAGCCACGAGGCGUCCAUAUCGGCGCCCGGCAGCGCGGCGGCGGCGGCGGCCUCCACUCAGCUGAGUGAGCUGCUGGCGGCGGCGGCGGGAGGGAGCAAUCCGCUGGCGGCGGCGAUGGCGGCGGCAGCAGCAGCCGCCGAGGGCCUGAUGGCGCCGGGUUCGCUUGGCAGCGGCAGCAGCGGCGGCGCCGGCGGUCCGCACAUGCAGCAGCUGACGGGAGGUGCCGCCGCGGGGCUGGUUGGCGAUGGCGCCGAGGCGGGGGAGUUCGCGGCGGCGGUGGCGGCGGCGGCAGCGGCGGCGGGACGGAAGCGCGCUCCUCGGCGGCGCGGCGGCAGUGGCGUGGAGUCGGAGGGCGUGCUUGAUGAGGACAUGAGCGACGAGGAGGGCAGGCGGAGGGAGGGCAGGGAGCGGCGCAGCACGGGACAGGGCCGGCGCUUCUACGAGCCCGCGUUGAAGAUCGGAGCACGGGUUACCUUUGAGGAGGGCAUGAAGCUGGCUGAUGGGCGCAUCUACGUGCCGCUGCCCUUUGUGCACAAGAACUUCGCGGACCAGCAGUUCCCGCUGCGGCUGCCGGCGGAUGUGGUGGUGAACGGGGAGGUCAUCCACGAGGCGUUCAUGGUCAAGAUCGCUCGCAGCCAAAACAAGACCCGGCGACACGGGCUGGGCAAUCACUGGGUCACCGGGCACCAGCGACUCAUCAAGAACUACAAGGACGUGCGGCUGACGGGGCUGGAGCUGGUGGAGGAGUCCAAGCUGCGCAUCCUGCUGACCGCCUCAGGCACCUGGGACGACCCCAACCCGCAGCCCGCAGCACUCACCCACUCGCAGCACCAGCAGCAGCACCCGCAGCUGCAGCUGGGCGGCCCGGGGGGCCCGCUGGGGGCGCUGCCUCACCCGGGGCUGCUGGGGCUGCCGGGGGGACCCCCGGGGGGCUUCGGGCAACCAGGCGGCCUCAUGUUGAAGGCGGACGGCAGCAACCCGGCUGCCGGGGGCUUCGACCUGGGCGCCCUGCUCGCCAUGCAGGCCGCCGCUGCGGCAGCUGCAGCCGCCGGCCACCCGCACAUGAUGCCGCCAGGCCUGCCGGGUAUGCCGCCGCUGCUACCGGGCAGCAGCAGCACCGCAGCCGCAGCUGCAGGCACCGCCGGUGCGAUUGCUGGCGGCAACUCCGGACUGCUGCCGCCAUCCGGCGGCCUGCCGGGCCUCCCGCCGGGGCCCAACCCCAAUACCUUCCUCGCCAUGCUGGGUGGCGCCGCCGCGGGGGCACCCGGCGGGCCGCUGCCGGCCGGAUCUGCUGCAGGCACAGCGGGAGCCAUGUCGGUGCAGCCCUUGCUGCUGCCGCCGCCGCCGUUGUCACACCUGCAGCUGCAGCAGCCUGGGGUCGGCGGUGGUGCUGGUGCGGCGGCAGGGCCGGCAGCAGCGGCGCCGCCACCCCUCAGCGGCGGCGCGGGAGCCGCAGCGGAGCAGCAGCCUGGAGCUCUGGGCGGCGGCGGCGGCUCGGCCUUCACGCCUGCGUCGGAAGGGCCCACGAGUGCUGCCGCUGCUGCCCCCGCCGAUGGGAAUGUCGGCUUGGGCGGCAUGGCGCAGCAGCUCAGUGGGCAGGGGCAGGGUGCAAGCAGCGCGGAGGGGCUGCCACCGCAGCAGCAGCAGCAGCAGGCAGCUGCCGCCAUGGACGGCGCUGCGGCGGCGGCGGCGGCACCGCAGCCACCACCACCGCAGCAGCCUAGCAGCUUUGGCGGGCUGGAGGCGGGUGGCUUGGCGGCUGCCCUGGCUGCCUCGGACAGCGCCCAGCAGGCCGGGGAGGCAGCCGGGGUGCGGCCCCCCGCGGAGAACGAGGUGGAUGCCGCUGCCUCCCGAACGUCAGACGGCAGCACCUCGCAGCAACAGCAGCAGCAACAACAGCAGCAGCAACAACAGCAGCAGCAGAAUGCGGCAGCAUCGGCGGCCACGGCGAUGCAGGCGCUGCCCUGGCCGGGUCUGUCCAUGGCGCCCGGCACUCUGCCGCACAUGCUGUUGCCGCACGGGGUACCUCCCUCCAUGUACGCCCACCACCCACACCACGCCAUGUUGCAGCAGCAGCUACAGGCGCAGGGGGCUGGGGGGCAGAUGCAGCCGCCGCAGCAGCAGGCGGUGCAACCAGGAGCGGGAGCCGUUGCAGAUGCAGCAGCACCGGGAGCUGUACAGACUGCACCGCAGCAACCGUCGCCGCUGGAGUCAGGAGGCGGCGGCGGCGGGAUUGGGAUUGGGUCCCUGGACAGUGCACUUGCGGCCAUGCACAGCCUCAUCAUGGCUCCAGGCCUGCCCUCCCAGCAGCAGCCGGCGCCGUCACAGCAGCAGCAGCAGCAACAGCCGUCAGGAGCGGCGGCGGGCAUGGCCGGGCAGUUCGCUGCUGCGGCAGCUGCCGCCGCCGCCGCUGCUGGCGGGCACUUGGGCGGCCUCCCCGGGGCACCUCCAGGCGGCGGCAUACCCGGGCUGCCGAACAUCAUGGCCACGCCAGGAGGCUCGCAGCAGCCAGGCGGCGGCGGCGCCGCUGGCGGAAGCGCCGGCGGCGGGGCCCCCGGGCAGUUCACGCUGGCUCCAUCCUUCCUGUUGCCGCUCAUGCAGCCGCCGCCGGGACCAGGUACGGCAGCGGGUACGGCGGCGGCGGGACAGUCGACGGACGGCACUGCAGCCGGACAGCACCUGGGUCCGCUGUCAGCGCUGGCGGGGCUGCCGGCGGGGCUGAUGGGGCCCGGAGGCUUCACGAGCGCGGGCGACCUGCUGGCGGCGGCGGCAGCCAAUGGGCAGUGGAGCAUGGAUGCAAUCCAGACGUUGUUGUCAGGCGGCCAGGGGCUGCUGGGGCUGCCGCGACCCGUGGGUCUUGGGCAGCCCACACAUGGAGCCCUCAGCAACAACAUUGCAGGCGGCAACCAGCAGUACCCCCGCCUGUACGACGGGCGCAUCCACGUGCCCCUCAACCUCAUCAAUGCCCACUUCGCGAAUGUGGAGUUCCCGGUCACCAUCCACACUCGCGUCACCAUCAACUCGGAGUUGGUGGGGGAGAGCAUCCAGGCCCGCAUCGUCAAGUACAAGAAGCACCGGCGACCCAACCACUUCAACUACUGGAUCACUGGGCUGCAGAAGACACUGUCCAGGUACAACGACGUACGGCAGGCGGGUGUGACGUUGGAGCCGGGCAGCAACGUCAUCCGGGUCAAUCUGGUGGCGGCGGGGAGCUAGGGGCGGGGAGGCGGGAGGGGGAGAAGGACGGCGCCUGUGAAGGGGAGGAGACAAGGGUGCGCAGCCUGAGGGUCCCGGCGAGGGGCCAGCGAGCGGGCAGUAGCAGGAAGGCUGUGGGAGUGCGGUGAACUGGUGAUGGGCGGAGAGGGUUGGUGGCAGCCGAGCAGGUUGGAGGGCUUCGGAGCUGGGUUAGGGAGUUUGUUGUUGGCGUAAUGGAUGGUGGGUGCAGGGCGGGGGCUAACGUGGGAGCGGUGGCCGCCAGGGUCACGACCCGUGCAGUGCGAGAUUCGGAGUUUGUCGUCGCGUCUUUUUGGACCGGCCACGAAGGGCGGUGGGGAAGUACCAGUAGCACGGAUGCAUGCGUCAGUUUCGUUGGGGGGAAGAAGUUCACGGUGUGCACGGCGUGACAACAUCGCGCCAGUUGGGGUCGUUUGGUCGCAGAGAAUCAGCGGCUGAGCAGCUUGGGCGGCAGCCUUGCCGUGUUCGGUUGGGGAGAGGAGAGAUGGAGGCUGAAGCGGCUGGUACGCAUGUCGAGGUGUUGUGCUUGGGUUUCAAAGGUGUCUUAUGUUGCGGUCUACAAGGGCGGUGCGCCCGAGUGGGCUCCGCAGAUCUCUUGGAUCCCUCUGCGUGAGGAAGCAUUUUGGUUUGAAGAAGACAUCUCUUGCGUCUCAAGUGUGGGUGGGUGUUUAAUUCAACAAUAAACAUCACAUAAUGUUUUGAUGUUGUGAUGUGGGUGGGUGUUUGUGUGGACGUGUACCGUUGCCUCUUAUCAGGCUCUUUUCCACCGCAACCUUGUAGUGUCCACCUUAUAUCCACUCAUAAAUGCUCGCUGCAUGGGACCAGCUGGAACUCGACAACUGGACCGCUUCUAGCAUCAGCCCCGGGUCUCGAGGGCCGCAUGCAUUGAUUGCAUGACCUACGUGUGCCGUACAGCAGCAUGUAAAGCGCCGCACCAAACCAUCCUGGUUAGCCAACGCGCCACAAUGACGUGGCAUUCAGGAAGUGCCAUGCAGCUGGCAGCAGGUCUGGCGUCUGGGCUCGCCCGCCGCAGGUGCUGUUGGGGACCUCUCCCGAGUUGGCGCUUACAUGUAACCGUUCGUCCGCUCAAAAUUCAACCAAGACCCCAACAGUGGAACC
Molecule: messenger RNA, 6729 nt
Organism: Astrephomene gubernaculifera
Lineage: Eukaryota; Viridiplantae; Chlorophyta; Chlorophyceae; Chlamydomonadales; Astrephomenaceae
Source: the annotation of a GenBank genome assembly